AUGUCCUACGACCCGGAGGCAGCCCAUGGCCGGCCACAGGAACUGAACAUUGCACCCUCGGAGAAGCCACUACGACCACUAACUACUGACGAGAAGCUUGCGGCCACCAGAGUAGACGUGGACUCCAGAGGGUCAGACAGCACACAGGUGAUCGAGUACAACAACACGCUCGUGAAGCAAGACAAUGGUAUGCUUUCAAAGCUCCGUAACUUCGAGGCUCUUCUGGACAGAAAGCUGGGCGUGGAGUCUGAAGCCAUCGACCGCAAGCUACCUGAAGACCGCAAGCCGCAGCCAUGGCACUCCCAGCUCGUCAUGGCUCUGCUCUGGGCGUCCGGCACAAUGAACGUCUCCUGCUUCGCGACAGGCUUUCUCGGCUUCGAGUUCGGCCUCUCGCUCAAGCAGUCCAUCUUGAUCAUCAUCUUCGCCUCCCUCCUCGGCGGAGCUGUGAGCGGCUUCUGCGCAACCUUCGGCGCAGCAACAGGCCUCCGUCAAAUCUCUGUCGGCCGCUACAGCAUGGGCUGGUACCCAAAUAAACUCGUCGCCUUUCUCAAUACCGUCCAACAACUCGGCUGGAGCGCCGUGGGCUGCAUCACCGGCGGCCUAGCCCUCCAAGGCGUCUCCAACGGUCACAUCAGCAUCGCCGUCGGCAUCGUCAUCAUCGCCGCCUGUUCUCUCGCAAUCUCCUUCAUCGGCCUCCGCGCCAUCCUCGUCUACGAGAAGUAUGCCUGGCUCGUCUAUUUCAUCAUCUUCAUGGUCAUCCUCGGUCAGACAGGACCUUACACUGACAACACCACCCCUGCCUCCCUCUCCGGCGCCACCCUCUCUGGCACAGUCCUCAGCCUCCUCGCCAUCGUCUACGGCUCCUCCGCCUCCUGGUGCACCAUAGCCUCCGACUACUACGUCCACUACCCCGCCACCGUCUCCCGCACCAAAGUCUUUCUCCUCACCACCCUCGGCAUCGCCCUCCCCACUUCCAUCGGCAUGAUCUCCGGCGCCGUCGUGGCAUUCGCUCAGAACAACCGGCCAGACUGGGCAGCAGCCAACGAACGUGGUCUCGGCUUCUUAAUCAGAGAUAUGCUGCACCCGCGCGGCUUCGCGGACUUCAUUCUCGUGCUGCUCGUGCUGUCCGGAAUCAACAUGAACAUCAUCAACACCUACUCCGCCGCUAUUUCGUGCCAGCAGUUCGCCCGCCCGUUCUCGCGGAUCCCGCGGUUCAUCUGGACGAUCGCGUGUUUCGGCGUCAUCAUAGCCCUGGCGCUUGCGGGACGGAACCAGCUAUAUCAGUAUCUUGAGAACUUCUUGAGUUUGCUGGGAUACUGGUGCACGAGUUACUUCGUCAUUGUGUUUACGGAGCAUUGGUACUUCAGGAAGGGCAACUUCCGUAACUACAACCUUGAAGGAUGGAAUGAUCCGAAGGUGCUGCCGAUGGGAUUGGCGGCUGCGGCGGCUUUUGCGCUUGGGGUCGUUGCGUGGGUGCUGGGGAUGAACGAGACCUGGUACAUCGGCCCACUAAGCGCAACGAUCGGAGAUUAUGGUGGGGAUGUGGCGAAUCAGUUCACUUUGGUCGUCACCACAUUGUCUUAUGUCCCACUGAGGCAUCUGGAGCUGAAGUACAUUGGCCGGUAG
Molecule: messenger RNA, 1626 nt
Organism: Saxophila tyrrhenica
Lineage: Eukaryota; Fungi; Ascomycota; Dothideomycetes; Mycosphaerellales; Extremaceae
Exons: 2
Coding region: 1-1626 (541 amino acids)
Biological process (GO): transmembrane transport
Cellular component (GO): fungal-type vacuole membrane; plasma membrane
Molecular function (GO): transmembrane transporter activity
Source: RefSeq, a predicted model, not a curated record